AUGCCGGCAUCGAAAACUGACACCUCCAUGCGUUUCCCCGAAAAAGACGAUCAGACCCGUCGUCUACGCAACCAGACCACCCAGGACCGCAAAGCGGUAGGUCGGAUGCAAGACGAGGCUGCAUCGCGUGCCAACAAAUCAAGAGUUCAAGGCGAGGACUGGACGCCAGUGGAGCAGUUCGAGACCUCGAUGGAUCGGGAUGGAAACCCAGUGCCUGACCACUCAUACACCGACUAUCGGAAGAUGAAGGACCACCGUCCUGGAAAUGAUGAGGCUGAUGACUAUGUCGCUGCCACUGCAGACACUUCGUACUUCGCAAAAUAG
This is a messenger RNA of Aspergillus clavatus NRRL 1, 324 nucleotides long. RefSeq lists its product as uncharacterized. The record is from RefSeq and is a predicted model, not a curated record. The transcript has a single exon. NCBI's taxonomy places the organism in Eukaryota, Fungi, Ascomycota, Eurotiomycetes, Eurotiales, Aspergillaceae. The coding region runs from base 1 to 324 and encodes 107 amino acids.